Messenger RNA from Kluyveromyces marxianus DMKU3-1042, 615 nucleotides. It is a transcript of the gene RSM10, whose product is annotated as mitochondrial 37S ribosomal protein uS10m. Gene Ontology annotation, molecular function: structural constituent of ribosome. NCBI's taxonomy places the organism in Eukaryota, Fungi, Ascomycota, Saccharomycetes, Saccharomycetales, Saccharomycetaceae. The record is from RefSeq and is a predicted model, not a curated record. The transcript has a single exon. The coding region runs from base 1 to 615 and encodes 204 amino acids. Gene Ontology annotation, biological process: translation. Gene Ontology annotation, cellular component: mitochondrion; ribosome; small ribosomal subunit.
AUGUUCAGAAACGGUUUUCGUGGGAUUUUGAGACAGCAGUCGACAGUGGCUGGACCUCGUACUCUUCCAUUCAAUGCGAAAGAGACUCCAAUUCCAAAAAAUGUGGAGGCAGUAUACCAUGCGCCUUUGAAGAUCGAGCCAGUACACAAAGAUCUAGUGGCGGACAUUCAGUUGAAGUCUUAUGAUAACGAGAAUCUUGAUUUUUUCAGCAGUUUUGUGCUUAGAGCAGGGUAUUACUUGGGUAUUCCAAUGAAGGGACCCAAGCCAAUGCCAACAAAGAGAGAACGUUGGACGGUUAUCAGGGCACCAUUUGUGAUGGCUAAAUCGAAGGAAAAUUUUGAAAGACACACGCACGCGCGGUUGAUCAGACUAUAUGACACUAACGUCGAGGUAGUGGAGACGUUAUUGUCUUACAUUUCGAAACACAGUAUGAGUGGUGUUGGUAUUAAGUGUAACUUGUACCAACGCGAGCCUGUAGACCUACAAAGCAAGAAGGAAGACUUGGAUGUGGAGAAGUUUGACAUGAGCUCGCAACUGCACGGACUGGACGAUGCUGUCGGUGCUAAGGUAGUUGAGUUGCUAAAAAACCCAGAAUUCAGCAAACACUUUAAAUAA